AUGGCGCUCGACACCUUCGUCCCCGUGGCGCCCGGCUCCGACUUCCCCCUUGAAAACUUGCCCUUCGGGGUGUUCUCUCGUCGGCGCCAAUCUGGGGGCGAUCCUUCCUGUUGCUGCGGCCGCGUCGGCGUUGCACUGGGGGAGCAUGUCGUAGACCUGGGGACGCUGUCCGAGGCUGGCGCCUUCACUGGACCCAUGCUGUCCGGCGCGGACUGCUUUCGUAAGGGCUCCCUGAACGAAUUCAUGGCCCUUGGUUACGCGGCCUGGCAAGAGGCCCGAACUACUCUGACUCGGCUGCUCAGCUCAGCAGAGGGUGUGCUGAGGGAUGAUCGCACACUGCAGGAGAAAAUUCUCAUCCCACAGAGCGAAGUUACAAUGCAUCUGCCAGCGCGAAUUGGGGAUUACACAGACUUUUAUGCUUCCAAGGAGCAUGCAACAAAUGUGGGAACUAUAUUCCGUGGAAAGGAUAAUGCCCUGCAGCCCAACUGGUGCCACUUGCCAGUGGCUUACCACGGACGAGCAUCAUCCAUUGUGCCAUCAGGCACUGAUGUGAAGAGACCAAGGGGCCAGACACUGAAGCCCGGAAGCACCCAGCCACACUUUGUGCCAAGCGCUGUUGUGGACUUUGAGUUGGAAAUGGGAGCCUUCGUUGGUCCUGGCAAUCAGCUUGGGAGCCCUAUACCCAUCGAAUCUGCCAAAGAGCACAUUUUUGGUAUCGUCCUGCUGAACGACUGGAGCGCAAGAGACAUACAGAAAUGGGAGUAUGUGCCGCUUGGUCCAUUCAACGGCAAGAACUGGGCCACCACAGUCUCGCCUUGGGUUGUCACGUUGGACGCCUUGGAGCCCUUUGAGUGUCCAGCGCCGGUCCAGGAGCCCCCCGUGCUCCCUUACUUGCGGGAGCAGCACCGGACAACGUACGACGUCCAGCUGGAAGUUCAGAUUCAGCCUCGCGAUUCCUCAGAGGCCGCGGCAGUGUCAGCGUCCAAUCUGAGACACCUGUAUUGGACAUUUCCGCAGAUGGUGGCCCACCACACGAGCUCCGGUUGCAACCUGAGACCAGGGGACUUGCUUGGAACGGGCACCAUCAGUUGCGAGGACGGACCAGGGAGCCUGCUGGAGCUGUCUUGGGCCGGGCAGCGCCAAAUUGCCUUCGAAUGCGGUGGCUCCACCCACAACAGGUGUUACCUCAUGGACGGUGACACGGUCAUCUUGAAGGGGCACUGCGCAGGCCCCAACGGCCGUAGAAUUGGGUUUGGAGAGUGCAGGGGUCGUGUUCUGCCCGAUGAUUCACAAUGCUGA
Molecule: messenger RNA, 1299 nt
Organism: Ostreobium quekettii
Lineage: Eukaryota; Viridiplantae; Chlorophyta; Ulvophyceae; Bryopsidales; Ostreobiaceae
Source: the annotation of a GenBank genome assembly